GUCGGUUGAUUCGUGAAAGAAGUAAGAGAUCUGCUUCGUGUUACGGUCGUAAUAACUGGAGUCACAACAGAAAAAGCAGGCCCUAUAACAAACGAUAUGACCGUGCGAACGAACGAAAGUGCAAUAUGAAGUAUCUCCUAACUUUAAUAUGCCUGAUAGUGGUUGGAGUUAAUAAAAACAGCGUAGGUGGCUCUGAUCCUAUGUAUAACUGUAGUAAUUGUGAACCCCAACAAAUACAUAUCGCUUUUGGGGAGGAGAACGACGAUAUAGUGGUAACAUGGACGACAAUCGGUGAUACCCAGCAAAGCCUUGUGCAGUUCGGGAUGGCUCAAGACCCUUAUUUAAAUUGGGAAGCCACGGGCCAACGCACCAGCUAUGAAAACCUUCGUGGUCAGUGGAUACAUCGUGUUGUUUUGAGAAAUCUUUAUUUCAAUACCACCUACAAUUACCGCUGUGGAUCCCGCUUUGCAUGGUCGAAAUUGUUCUACUACACCACGUUUCCCGAAAGACAGGCUGUGCUGCGCGCCGCUAUAUACGGAGAUAUGGGGGUUGAUAACGCACAAGCCAUCCCGUACUUGCAACAAGAGGCAGAUACCGACAGCAUACAUUUUAUUCUGCAUCUCGGCGACUUCGCUUAUGAUAUGAACGAUGACGAUUCGCAUAGAGGCGACCAGUUCAUGCAGAAGAUACAGCCGUUCGCAGCUAUUGUGCCCUUUAUGGUUUGCCCCGGAAACCACGAGUAUAGCAAAAAUUUCACACAAUACAAAAGCCGCAUGACCAUGCCCAAUUACGAACAGUCGGAAAGUAUGUUCUACAGCUGGAAUAUCGGCCCCAUUCACUUCGUGUCGAUCAACACUGAAGCGUAUUACUUUCUCAAUUAUGGCCUAGAUCCACUAGUCAGUCAGUUUCGGUGGUUGGUGAAAGACUUGAAAGAAGCCAAUUCAAAGAAAAAUAGAAAGAAGCAACCAUGGAUUAUAAUGUACGGUCAUCGCCCAAUGUAUUGCAGCGGAGAAGAGCACAAUAACAAGGCUAAUUGCCUCGAAGCGGCAACCAGGACUGGUCUAAAUGUACCUAGUUAUACAAAGACCUUCACCAUAGAACCUUUGCUUAUGAAAUAUGGUGUGGACAUUGCGAUAUGGGCGCACGAACACAUGUACGAGCGAACGUGGCCUUUAUAUGACUUCAAAGUGUACAAUGGCUCGACUGAACAACCUUAUUUGAACCCACGGGCUCCUAUACAUAUUGUCACAGGGGCAGGCGGAUGUUUAGAAACACCUAAUCAAUUUGUGCGCUUGCAAUCUGAUUGGUGCGCAUUCCGUUCGACCGACUACAGCUAUACUCGGUUGCACGCACACAACAAGACGCACAUCUACUUCGAACAGGUAAGCUUGAAUUUGAAAGGUAAAGUGAUAGACUCUUUCUGGGUGGUGCAGAAGAAACAUGGUUCAUUUCGUUCGAAGAAUCAUUAGCCCUCGUUAAGACAGAUUA
This is a messenger RNA of Hyposmocoma kahamanoa, 1488 nucleotides long. Its product is annotated as acid phosphatase type 7-like. Lineage: Eukaryota; Metazoa; Arthropoda; Insecta; Lepidoptera; Cosmopterigidae. The coding region runs from base 126 to 1469 and encodes 447 amino acids. Gene Ontology annotation, molecular function: metal ion binding; acid phosphatase activity. The record is from RefSeq and is a predicted model, not a curated record. The transcript is spliced from 10 exons.